Messenger RNA from Vicia villosa (hairy vetch), 784 nucleotides. Its product is annotated as beta-glucuronosyltransferase GlcAT14A-like. The record is from RefSeq and is a predicted model, not a curated record. The transcript has 3 exons. Gene Ontology annotation, cellular component: membrane. Bases 148 to 774 code for a protein of 208 amino acids. Gene Ontology annotation, molecular function: glucuronosyltransferase activity. NCBI's taxonomy places the organism in Eukaryota, Viridiplantae, Streptophyta, Magnoliopsida, Fabales, Fabaceae.
UACUAUAAACUUAUUUUGUUUCAUGAUAAAUUUUGUUCAUGUUCAAAUGAGCUUUGUGUAGAUAUUCUUCAUGCUUUCAUAAACCUACCAACAAAUCUCAACUUUGUUCAUUAUACUAACAAGACACUAAGGAACGAGCAAAGAAACAUGAAUCAAAUAGUGGUAGACCCAAGUUUACAUUAUGAUAAGAGUAGUCCACUUUACUUUGUUGUUGAGGCCAGAGAUACUCCUCAUGCUUUUCAGAUAUUUCGAGGUUCACCUUGGAUGAUUCUUACAAGAUCUUUCAUGGAGUAUUGUAUCUAUGAAUGGGACAAUUUACCAAGAAAGUUACUAAUGUUUUUCAGCAACGUGGCUUAUACUAUGGAAUCAUAUUUCCACACAGUUCUAUGUAACUCUCAAGAGUUCAAAAACACUAUCGUCGACAAUAAUCUAGUUUACAGUCUUUUUGACGAUGAUCCAUCGGAAUCUCAAUUACUUGACAUGUCACAUUAUGAUACAGUGAUGGAAAUUGGCGUGGCAUUUGCACGUUCAUUCGGUGAAGAUGAACUUGUUCUAAAAAAAAUUGAUGACUUGGUUCUUAAUAGAAGUUUUAAUGGAUUAGUUCAAGGAGAAUGGUGUUCAAGUUCAAGUUUGGAGAUAAACAAAACUACAAAGGUUUCUGAAAUUGAUGUUGUAAAAGCAGGAUUGUUUGGAAUCAAACUUAGAACUCAUUUAGAUGAAAUUGUUAAUAGUGGGAGAUAUAAAACUAGUGAGUGUCAAUUUCAAUUGGUGUGACAAAAAAUGU